AUACACGGUGUUGUGUAUUGGUGUAGUGCAAAGGAGUAUGCUUCGUAGUUGUAAAUUAAACUACAGAUACAGAUUAUAAUCUAAAAUCAGUUUAUACUAUUAAUUAUUCGGUUUCUUGAAAAAUAUAUAUCCAAAUAUAUUCAUGUCUAUUCAAGGAUUUGAUGUUUGUAAUUCAUACGACUUGCGUUGUGAAAUGAGUGUAAUAAACGUAAAGGGAUUGGGAGCAACAUUAUAAGAAUUCUUUUACAUUUCAAUACCUUGCAUUAAACAUUAUGGCCAGUCAUUUUUUUGUCGGUACUUGGGAGAUUGUGGAGUGCAAACCAGCUUUUUCAGUCCCUGGGACACAUGUUGAUAAAUUAUUACUAGAAGGUACUGUUAUGAAAUUGGAUGAAAGUGGAGACGUAACCUGGACCAUAAAACAGAAUGCUGAGGAUCUGCCUCUCUUUGCCAGUGAUACCUAUGACAUUUCCUACGACCAAACAAACGACCUAAUUGUUCACUUUGGAGCUUGUGGUGGACACGUCAUCGAAUUCCAGGUAAUUCAGAUGAAUUCAAAUUUCAUACGGAUGUCGGAAAUCGAUGGCUGGUGCACGCUUGUAUGCAAAUGUGUCAAUGCUGCUGAUGUCAAUAAGAUUUCGGAAACUCCUUUUACUCUCCUCCCCGCCUUAGAAGAUGGUUAUUUCUCUGAUCUCACAAUUACAGCCAGCAACAGCAAAAAGUUCGACGUGCACACGUGCAUUGUUGGACUGUUGACGCCGGACGUGGACUGGAGCCAGACGCCGCCGCCCCUGUCCGGCCUGCCUGAGGAGGUGCUGGGCACCAUUCUGCACUACCUGUACGCAGAGUGUCUGCCCGCAGGCCUCACUGAGGCCACGGCCCGCCACUGCAUCUCCGCCGUCAACGCAUAUCCCUCGUUCGCACCCUUCGUUGCGCUCUGCCAGCAUUAUCUGCGCAACUACACUCUGAAGCAACAGGUGAUGAACCUGGUGAACGACAUGCACAAUUGUGCCUCUCAAAUAAUCCAGCACUUUAGCGUUAAGCACUCGCCUGCAACCAGUGAGAGUCUCAUCAACAAUCCAGCUAAGCUGUGCUUUGUCGUUCGCCAGUCAAUACAGGAAGCUGCUGUUGCUGGUGUUAAGCUGCUAGUACUCUGUGAUCUAUUCAGCAAACGUAAAUCGGAAUUGACGAGCGAGCAGCGUCAUGAGAUCAUAAGAUACGCCAAGUCGCGGCUUCCCGUCUUCAUGGGUCAACUGCGCAGGUUUCUCGUUGGCAUCAAGGCCACAUUCAGCUCUCUCUCUCCCACACAGAGUCAGGAAAUUGCCACUUAUCUAGUUCCAGAGAUCGAAAAAAUAUUUGAGAUUAUAUCGAAUCUUGGAAUGGAGUUGAAAUCGGCUCUCGAACAAAUAGCUUCAGUUAUUUUCAAAGAAGGGCAUGCCACAACCAAACGGAGGCUCAUCAUGUCCUUGAAAGAGGUGAACAUAGAACGCUUCAACGAAAUGACAAACGUUAACAAAGUUCGCAUUGUUUCGCGAAGCUUGGAACAACUGAUUGAAGAAAUUCCAAUAUUUAUAGUUCGUCUCGAAGAAAUUACAGCCGCUCUAGAUGACAAACUGGGUUGGCGUGACUUCAAGUUCUGCUUCAAAGUUGGAUCGUCGAAAGUUCACGACUUUGUGAAGCGACUGGUGACGCACAAGAGCACACUGCAUUCUAUUGUAAUCCAACUGUGCGACUUGGUGUCGCGCGACUCGUUCUCACAGUCGCUGGUGUCGCUCGGCCUACUCGACCGAGUGCCCUGCUCCCCCGCUGCCCCCCCACCACCACCCUCGGCACCCUCCUCGCCCGCCCCCGACUCCCCCAGCGCCGCACACGCCACGCCCAAGCACAAUCAACCAAAGUUGAGUCUAGUCGAGAGCCUUUGUGAGCCACGUCUGUCAAGCAGCAGCCGUCUGUCAAAAGCCGCUCUAGAAUUACUUAGAUCUGGUGUUGGAACAGACAUGGUUUUUGAGAUACGACCAUCCCACGAUGCUCAAGACAGUGCAGUGAGCUCCCCGAGCACAGAGCAAGCUUCGGCGGCUGCUGCAGCAGCAUCUAGUCCCCCUCCAGCUGAGGAAGUGUUGUUCUCUCUGAAAGCGCACCGCUUGAUUGUAGCUGCAAGGUGUGACUGGUUCCGCAGAGCUUUGCUGUCUGGCAUGCGGGAAGCCAUUGACAGGAAAAUCGUGAUCAUCGACACAAGCCCGAAGCUGUUCACCAUACUGGUGGAGUACCUCUACAGCGGCCUGCUGGAGUCGCCGGCCGGAGUGAGCACCAAUCACGGCCUGCUAGAGUCGCCGACCGCACCAAGCACUGAUCACGGCCUGCUAGAGUCGCCGACCGGAGUGAACACUGAUCACGGACUGCUGGAAUCGCCGACCGGAUUGAGUGCCGAUCAGCUGGCAGACCUGCUCUAUGCGGCCGACCGCUAUCAGGUCGACUCGCUCAAGACCGCCUGUGAACAGGGCCUCACCUUACUCAUCGACAAUGAAACUGUGUUAGACUUCCUCAGCUUGGGAGACCAGUUCAAUGCCAAAUUACUCAAGAGUUCUUGCUUGAACUUUAUCUCAUCGCAUCCCGAUAUCAUGGAUUCCGAAUUAUUUGAAGAGCUUCCUCAAAAUCUACAGACUGAAAUCUAUGACCUCAUGAUAUGGGGUAACAGAAGAAAGAGUGAGAAGAUGAACAACGCCCAACAUAGUGGCGCGGGUCUGUCGCAGCUAGCCAACGACUUUUCGGCCAACCUGAAGGUGUCUCACUCGCAUUCACAGGAGAUGCCCGCCAACCAAAGGAUGUCUCACUCGCACUCACAGGAAAUGCCUCAGGACUCGGCGCGGCUCGAAGCCUGUCUCACCGAGCUGUCAGGUGUCAUCGGCAACUUGGCUACUCGCACCGAACUUGUACAGCUGGCGUUGGCAGCAGAUUAUGAUCUGAACAGAGCUCUUAAUUUCUUUUUCUCUUCCUGAUUACACUACUGCACGUUAUGCUGUUCCAUAAGGAUGAAAAGCCAAGGUAAUCACUAUUAUCAUUAU
Molecule: messenger RNA, 3059 nt
Organism: Nilaparvata lugens (brown planthopper)
Lineage: Eukaryota; Metazoa; Arthropoda; Insecta; Hemiptera; Delphacidae
Exons: 16
Coding region: 273-2993 (906 amino acids)
Biological process (GO): regulation of proteolysis; proteasome-mediated ubiquitin-dependent protein catabolic process
Cellular component (GO): cytoplasm
Molecular function (GO): ubiquitin protein ligase binding
Source: RefSeq, a predicted model, not a curated record